AUGGGGACACUGGAGUAUUGGACAGUUAUGGUUUUGCUUGCAUUUGCCGGAGUACUUAAAAAUGCUGAAGUUAAAGUCGAUGCUGCUGCUAUUUGUGCAAGGGUCUCGAACGAAUUGGGAGCGGGAAAUGCAGCAGCUGCAAAAUUCUCUGUUUGGGUUACAGUCUCAAUUGCUCUAGUCACACAGACUGCUUUUGCUUCCCUACUUUUGAUAACAAGAUAUGACUUCCCAAAACUCUUUACAGAUGACAAGAUUGUUAUGAAAGAAGUUAGUGCAUUAGCCAUGUAUUUAUGCAUCUCGAUUUUACUCUGUGCCAUCCUGCCCGUUUUAUCAGGUAUGGCCAUUGGAGCUGGUUGGCAAGCUGCUGUAGCCUACGUAAAUUCCAUAAGCUACUAUCUUAUUGGGUUGCCUGUCGGCAUCUUUAUGGGAUUGAAAUUAGAUUGGGGUCUAGAGGGACUUUGGAUUGGACUACAAAUUGGGAUGGGACUUCAGACAAUCGUUCUCUUAAUUAUGUUUUGGCGUGCCGACUGGGACAAAGAGGUGCAAAUAUCUCACGAUAGAGUUUCAGAAGAUGUAUAUUUAGGCAAGGAAGAAAAGUUUAUCAACUAA
Papaver somniferum (opium poppy) is the source of this 609-nucleotide messenger RNA. Its product is annotated as protein DETOXIFICATION 33-like. The record is from RefSeq and is a predicted model, not a curated record. NCBI's taxonomy places the organism in Eukaryota, Viridiplantae, Streptophyta, Magnoliopsida, Ranunculales, Papaveraceae. Gene Ontology annotation, biological process: transmembrane transport. Gene Ontology annotation, molecular function: xenobiotic transmembrane transporter activity; antiporter activity. The transcript is spliced from 6 exons. Gene Ontology annotation, cellular component: membrane. Bases 1 to 609 code for a protein of 202 amino acids.